CCCCCACCCCCUGCGCGUUCGCGAAGGCCGGAAGCGAGUCUGGGGCCUAGGGAGCGCGCGUGCGCUGUAGAGAAAGAGAGAGGCUUUGGGGAAGGGGGCGCGGCAUACACAUGGCUCCCAAAGCCCACGGGGUUCGCCAGCCGUUCGGCAGGCAGAACCAGAGGAUGUCCGCCUUCCAGAUCAACCUCAACCCGCUCAAGGAGCCGCUCGGCUUCAUCAAGGUCCUCGAGUGGUUUGCUUCCAUCUUUGCUUUUGCCACCUGUGGUGGGUUUACUGGCAGAACAGAAAUUCUAGCGAACUGUCCUUUUAAAGUUGGUCACAAUAAGACGGUUACAGCUACUUUUGGUUAUCCAUUCAGGUUGAAUCAGGCAUCAUUUCAUACACCUUCAAAGGUCAAUGUGUGUGAGGUGAACUGGGAAAAGCAUGUCCUCAUAGGGGAUUACUCCUCUUCUGCACAGUUCUACGUUACAUUUGCAGUCUUUGUGUUCCUGUACUGUAUUGCUGCCCUUGUGCUCUAUGUUGGUUACAUGAAAUUCUACCGGGAUAGUCGCAAACUGCCCAUGAUUGACUUUAUUGUUACUCUUGUUGCUACUUUUUUGUGGUUGGUGAGUUCCUCGGCCUGGGCUAAAGCUCUUACAGAUAUUAAAAUAGCUACUGGACACAGAAUUAUUGAGGAACUUGAUCCUUGUAAGUCAGUAGUCACAUGUCACUUUGUCUCCGUGACUAGUAUGGGAUCCCUGAAUGUAUCUGUGAUCUUUGGCUUUCUGAAUAUGAUACUUUGGGGAGGAAAUGCUUGGUUUGUGUACAAGGAGACCAGCUUACAUAGUCCAUCAAAUACGUCAGCUUCCCAGAACCAAGGAGGUGUUCCACCCACUUCUGGAAUGUAAUUAAAGGGAGAAAUACACUGUAUGAAAUGUGUGUUGUAUUAUGCCUUGUUGCCAACACCUUGAGAAGCAUUAUUGUUUCUAAUAAAAAGUAAUGGCUUUUUCAGUAAAUUGGUGGGUUUAAAAAUUUGCUGCUUUUCUACAUAAAAUGUGCCUUUUCUAGAAAUUUAAGAUGUAAAUGUAUUUUUACAUGUAAGUUUGAAAAUUCAGGAGCCUGUUAUGAGAUGAUGUUACUUUUAACUGAACAAUAAUUUAACUAAGUUGCUUCUAAAGUGUUUACACCUUAAACUUUAACAUAAACCUUCAUUCAGAAAACAGUUCUGUUGUAUCAUAAUAUAGGAAGAAUGUGUUUGGAAUAUACACUACUGUUAGUUUGUACACAUCAUAUCUUUAAGGCGUGGCUUGUUUAAGAAAACCUUGAUUGCAUAAAUCAUAUUUAGAAAAAAAUUAGUGCAAUUUUAUAUUUGAAUAUUGUUCAUGUUAAAAAAAUUGAAUUGCAAAGACUGGGUAUAUAUUUUGUUUCUGUUUUUCUAAAUGACCUGCUGUACUUAUUAGGUGUACUAAAAUUGUCUUAGAAGCAAGAGUUUGAAAAUUGUAACAAAUGUGUAGAGAUAACUUUGCACUUGUGUUACUGGGUAUAUUCAUUAUUUCUGGUGGUUUCUUAGGCUUGCAAAGAGCAUGGUUCCCAAGAUGGGUUGCUUUUCUCCAGACCCUGUUUAGAGGGUUACUAAAAAUUAAGGUUGCCUUUUACAUUUGAAACAUUUCACAUUAAGUCAAUGACGUUUCUUCUGAGUUUAACAUUGAUAUUGUGAAAAUAAAUGCAGUUCAGAUUUCUUACUUCUUAAGAUUCAUUCUUCACAAAAGGGUGAUUAAGGAAUUAUGCUCAUAAAGGAACCUAAGUAAGCUGUAUUGUGUGUGUACUGCCUUUACACACACACAUUUGUGUAUGUUCAGAAUACAAUGCUUUUUGAUCCUGGCUUUUUUUGUUGUACAGGGAUUCAGACUUCCUAUUCUUACAAGAUGAUGUUUGUAUGUAAAACACAUCUUACAAUAUUGCCUUAUUUUUGUUGCUUUAUUCAUGGAAAAGUGUCAGUUUGAGAAUGUAUGUUUAAUAAGCAAACAAUAAAGAAGUUAAAAUAAA
This is a messenger RNA of Mastomys coucha (southern multimammate mouse), 2025 nucleotides long. RefSeq names its product synaptophysin like 1 (gene Sypl1). The coding region runs from base 111 to 887 and encodes 258 amino acids. Gene Ontology annotation, cellular component: synaptic vesicle membrane; synaptic vesicle. NCBI's taxonomy places the organism in Eukaryota, Metazoa, Chordata, Mammalia, Rodentia, Muridae. The transcript has 6 exons. The record is from RefSeq and is a predicted model, not a curated record.